Molecule: messenger RNA, 1563 nt
Organism: Moneuplotes crassus
Lineage: Eukaryota; Ciliophora; Spirotrichea; Euplotida; Euplotidae
Source: the annotation of a GenBank genome assembly
AUGUCUAAAGUUCAGAUACCUCCCGAUGAGAUUAAGGAGAAGAUCGACGCUAUUGCUGAGUUUGUGGUAAAGAAGGGGAGGAGAAUAGAAGCAGAGAUCUUGAAGAAAGAGGAAGGCAACGAAUUUUUCGACUUUCUUAAAGACCAAUCUCAUGAAUAUCAUCCCUAUUAUGAAAUUAAAUUGGAAGAAUACGCUAAAGCAAGCGGUCUUCAUGUCCAGAGACGAGUUCAGAAGAGAGAAGAAGAGGCUGAAACAGAGUCUAAAGUUAAGAAAGAUGCUCGGACAAAAAAGAAGACUCAGGAAGAUUUAAGAAAAGAGAUGUUCAGGAAGAAAGUACUAAAGGCUCCUCCUGCUGAUCAAUUUUCCAUCCAUCACCCAGAACUGCAUAUCCUCGAUUCUGAAAUUAUGAAGCUUACUGCACAAUUUGUCACUAGAAAUGGGCAGAGGUAUAUGUCUACACUACAGGAGAGGCAGCACAAUAACCCUCAGUUUGAUUUCCUGAAACAUACUCACAAGCUAUUCGGAUACUUUACAAGUUUGUUAGACUCUUACUCUAAGACCUUUGUGCCUAAAAAUGAGUAUAUUAACAAGCUCAAGAAGUUCAGCGGGAGCCAAACCGCCAUCCUCGAGCACUGCGGGGCUCGGUUUGAGUACGAAAGGCAACAAAUUAAUGAACAGAAGGAAAAGGAGAAGAAAGAGAAGGAAAAUAAGAACAAGCCUGAAGAGUUUGACGAUGACUUCGAAGUUGACUGGGAUGAUUUUAUCCUAGUACAAACUAUUGAGUUUGAAGAGGAUGAUGACCAGUUCAUGAAGCCUGACCUCCAACAACUAGGAAUUGAGGAUGUUAGUAACAAGAUUGACAGAACUCAGCAGAGUAUUAAGCGUGACCUUUCGAAACUUGAGCAGAAUGUCAAGGAGUCAAAUGAAAUUGAACCAGGCAUGAAAGUUGUGACUAAUUAUCAGAAGAAAAAGAAAGUUAAUAAAGAAGCUACCCAGAUCUGUCCUAAGUGUGGUAGGCAAAUUCCAAUGAGUCAGUGGAGCGAACAUAUGAGAAUCGAGCUGCUUGAUCCAAAAUGGAGAGAGGAGAAGGUCGAUAGUCUUCAUAGACAGAAAAAUCCAAUGACUGCUCAAGGAGAUGAAGUGUCAAAAUCUUUGACUAGAUUCAUCUCUAAAAGGCCUGAUAUCUCAGGAGUUGAUGCUAAUCAAAGAGUUGAAGAAAUGACCUCAGAGCAAGAAAAAAUGGAUCCAAAUAAAAUUAUUUGGGAUGGUCAUUCAAGCUCAAUCACUCGUACCACAGCUAACUCUGCAAUGCUCGCUCAGCAGCAGAGAAGAAACCUAGAAGAAACUAUGAGGAACAGGCCCGAUGUUUAUCCUAAUGGUGCUCCAAUGCCUCCAUCUGGCUUCCAAAUCCCCCCUCAACCUCACUUCACUUCCAUGACCCAGUCACAACUAAUGGGAUACCCAGCUGUGCCUCCUCAGAACCAAAGGAACCAGGGUAACCAAGGACCUCCAAGGGGUUUGAUUCCUCCUAAGAAGGCGCAACCCCAAAAGAAGCAACAAUAA